ACACAUAAUUGAAUAAUGUAAGGGAGAAGAAAGAAGCGCAGAGAAUGAAAGCUCUUUUGAAGAAGAAAGUAAAACAGCAUGGCCAUGACCAUGACCAUGGUAUCCACAAAAUCUCUGCGACCUCUUUCACCUCUCUGUUUUUCCUCUCUAAGAUCUCCCAAUUUCCCUCUCUCCCUACUGGACACUUCCCAAAAUCAACAAAUGCUUUCUCUCUCACUAACACCACAUCACGUCUCCUAAUGCGAGCCUCCGUUUCUGAUUUCGGUUCAAAUAUCGGCGAAAUCCUCGGUGAUGUUACAAUUUUCAGGGCCACUGGUGAACCUGUCAUGAGUUAAGGAUCUUUGGGACCAAAACCAGUUUUUUUUUUUUCUGAAAAUUUGCAGGAAAUGGCUAUUGUUGCGCUUUAGAGGCACUUUGGAUGCUUUUGUUGUUAGCAUAAUGGAGAUGGUAUCAAAUAACAAGGCAAAAUUAUUUGUUGGAGGAGUGAAGAGAGUUAAUGAAGAAAUGUUAAGACGAUAUUUUGGCAAGUAUGGCCAAGUAAAAGAGGUUCUGAUUGUGCUGGAUAAAAUCACAGGCAUUAGUAGAGGUUUCGGCUUUGUCACUUUUGAAGAUCCUUCGGCAGCUGAUAAAGCCCUUCAACACCGCGACCACUUCAUCCGUGGCAAGAAGGUGGAUGUGAAACCAGCAAUACCAAAGAGACGUUCUAAACAAGAACAAGAUAAUGACGAAGAUUCUAAUUCUACUGAAUUUAGAACUAAGAAAAUUUUUGUAGGAGGUUUGCCACCUAACAUUACCAAGGAAGAGCUCAAGAAUUUCUUUGACUCUUUCGGUACAAUCACUGAUGCGGUUGUGAUUCACAACAAAUUAACUGGCAAACCCAGAGGGUUUGGGUUCAUUAGUUUUGACUCUGAGGAGACUGUUGAUAUAAUAUUGCAAGAAAGAUACCGUCAAUUCAAUGGUUACGUUGUGGAGGUUAAAAAGGCUAAAUCUACAGAUAUGAUGGGCAAGAAUGAUAAUUACAUAAAUAAUAUGGGUUUUUAUGGCAGUUAUCCUUCGUAUUAUCCUUAUUACUGGGAUACGUAUAAUGCUCUUCCUUAUUUCUAUCCUGGUGGAUCUACUCCUUUUGCUGGUUGGGUAUUCCCUCAAAAUUAUUUGGAGGGUGGAGAUAACACAAGUGCACCUUCAAAUCAAGUGCAAUCUUUGAUCUCUGCUGGUUGUUGGCAAUUCUAAUAAUUAAUUACUAUGGCUCAUAUUUGAUUUUUUUUUUUUUUUGUUGAUUCAUUAUCCAUUCUGGUUUUAAAUACUGGUUUAGUUGUUAGCUGUAUUUGGACUUUUUAUUGUAAUUUGUUGUGAGUUUUAGGUGUUUUUGUACUGGUGACAAUGGGUUUAAUGUUUUGACAUCAUCACCAAUAUGUUGGGAUUUAACCCAUUAGUACUUCAAUAAUUUUGUUUCCAAUAUCA
Jatropha curcas is the source of this 1461-nucleotide messenger RNA. RefSeq names its product RNA-binding protein 1. NCBI's taxonomy places the organism in Eukaryota, Viridiplantae, Streptophyta, Magnoliopsida, Malpighiales, Euphorbiaceae. Gene Ontology annotation, biological process: regulation of translation. Gene Ontology annotation, molecular function: mRNA binding. The record is from RefSeq and is a predicted model, not a curated record.